AUGAGCGUCGAAACCGCCGGAACGAUUUUCUCCACGGACGGUCAGUCCUGGAUCAUGGACAGUUACAGAGACAGACUUUCGAAAUUAGUCACCGACUUCGACAAUGUCAGGUCGGCUUCUCAAGCCUUCUCGACCCUGAUGACCGACUGCUUUGGAGAAGCUGCACGAGAUCUUAUUCAGGUCAUGCAACUGGUAGAGAGAUGGCGACAGCUUCUGGUUUCUGAUGCAGAGCUUCCCAAGAUGAGCGAGUUAUUCGCGGUCGAGUUGGUGGUCGAGGUCUGUCAACAGUCUGUGGACAAGGUACAAUUGUUGACCGAGACCUUGCCAGUCUUUGUUGCCGACAAGCCACCCACUGCAGAUCAGGUGACAACCUUGACAAAGCUCUUUGAGUAUGCUAUCCCGAACACUGUCGAGAAGGGCGUAGCCGCCACGAUCCCGAACAUUCCAAAUGACUUUUUUGUCUCCCACACCUCGCCAGCCUUCCAGACUGCAUUCAUGGUCGAACUGAAGAAGCAUAUUGAAGAAUCUCAGCAGCAAAUUUGGAUGUCGCUCACGGAUCACUUGGAUCGGGCAACGAGGUUGACCGAGCUUGUCCAGCUGAAAGCUGAAUAUCUCGCCGAUCGAGCGCAAGAAGUACUGGCCGCCGAAAAAUAG
Molecule: messenger RNA, 654 nt
Organism: Filobasidium floriforme
Lineage: Eukaryota; Fungi; Basidiomycota; Tremellomycetes; Filobasidiales; Filobasidiaceae
Exons: 5
Coding region: 1-654 (217 amino acids)
Source: RefSeq, a predicted model, not a curated record